GUAACAAUUUGACCUGUAAACUUGUGCUGAUAAAUUGUCAUAGAAUGUUUUUGUGACUUCAACUAUCCUUAUUUUUACAGGACAAGCAUGUUAGCUGAAGAGAGCUACACUAUGCCAGUAUUAUAUAUUUAGUAAUGGAUUGCAUGGCUUUGACUGGCUGCAGAUUGGAAAGCUAGUGCACUUCAUGCUAUUACAGAUCCAGGAGAGGCAAGGUGGCUCCAUACCAGCAUACAACUUUGGAAGUUUAUAGUAUAAAUCAUGCACUUGUGUUGUUUUUAAUAGAUUUAGGGAUACCCCCGUUGAAAGUUAUUAUAACCAAACCUGUUUAGCAGUUUUGUAUGAUACUAUAAGAUGUAACAGGAAUGUAACAACAGCUGUACAUUUUGCUAGUUAGGCAGAAGGGGCGUUUACUCAUUACUGCCCAUACAAUAAAGGCACUGACAGCUGCACCUCUCCCAGUACAGUAAUAUGUCAGCUAGUAACGAUUUGGGAUCCUUCCUCCCAGUCAUUCUUUAGUUAGAAGGAAUACCCGCCAAACCUCGUAUCCCCGAGGUGCACACUGGGUUUUGUAGUUCGAACCCGCGCAGUUCUUUUGGUACCUCGUGUACAUUAUAACUACAUCUCCCGUAGAACUCUGCGGCUUCAUCUUUUCUCUGCGUUUCUUAGCGAUUCGCUUCAGGUGAUUGGGAUCUCUGUGGGAAUAUUGAACCUUAGUAUAUAGUGGGUCGGGGCACAAGCAGUGAGAGGGGAUCCGCUGUUUCAGCCUAUAGCUUCAGGCGGUGACAAUUUAUACACGGAACUAAAGUUCCCCCGCGUCAUAGAAUCAUCCAUUCUUGGAGACUUAGAACAACGUGGCAUCCCCUGCCUCUAGACAGUAUAAAGCAGACUUGGUGGGUGUGGGAAGAAGAGGACACAUUCGGGAUGGCAGGCGGGUGUGUGAUCCAAUUGUUCGGCAGACGGGUGGCAUGGGGAAGGGGGUGUGAGUGGCACAGGCAAUCGCGUAAUGGGCAACGGAGGAUGGCAGUUUUGGGGCAGUCACCUUAUUGCAGCGCGGUGGAGGCGCCCGCAGUGCACCAUGCCGUGAGUGGGAGAGUCCGCCGGAAGAUUCUUACCUUGCAGUCCAUGAACCCUCAAGUUCGGGCAGUAGAGUAUGCGGUUCGCGGUCCCAUUGUACUGAAAGCUGGAGAGAUAGAGAAAGAGCUGCAAAAUGGGGUCAAAAAACCAUUUGAUGAGGUGAUCAAAGCUAACAUCGGAGAUGCUCAUGCAAUGGGACAGCAACCAAUUACAUUUCUAAGACAGGUGGUAGCUCUGUGCACCUAUCCAGAUCUAUUGGACAAUCCCAGUUUCCCAAAGGAUGCAAAGAGAAGAGCAAGACGUAUCUUGGAAUCCUGCAGUGGACAAAGUUUGGGUUCCUACAGUGCAAGCCAAGGAGUGAACUGCAUUCGAGAAGAUGUUGCCAAGUUCAUUGAGAAACGCGAUGAAGGUGUUCCUGCACACCCGGAUAAUAUUUAUCUAACCACUGGAGCAAGUGAUGGAAUAUCUAGCAUCCUGAAGAUUCUUGUGUCAGGAGAGGGGCAGUCAAGAACUGGUGUUAUGAUUCCAAUUCCACAAUACCCGUUGUACUCUGCUGCUAUCUCUGAGCUGGAUGCCAUACAGGUGAAUUACUAUCUUGAUGAAGAAAAUUGUUGGGCACUGGAUGUUAAUGAGUUACGAAGAGCCUUUUACCGUGCCAAGGAAUACUGCAGUCCUAAGGUGCUGUGUAUCAUCAAUCCUGGAAACCCAACAGGUCAAGUACAGAGUAAACAUUGUAUUGAAGAGGUAAUCCAUUUUGCCUUGGAGGAGGGACUGUUUCUUCUUGCAGAUGAGGUCUAUCAGGAUAAUAUAUACUCCAAAAGCUGCCAGUUUUACUCUUUCAAGAAAGUCCUGUAUGAUAUGGGGCCAGAAUAUUUCAACAAUGUGGAGCUUGCCUCUUUCCACUCAACCUCAAAAGGAUAUAUGGGAGAGUGUGGCUACAGAGGAGGCUAUAUGGAGGUAGUGAACCUGCACCCAGAUAUUACAGCGCAGCUGGUGAAAUUGCUUUCUGUUCGCCUGUGCCCACCAGUGUCAGGCCAGGCCGCUAUGGAUGUUGUAGUGAAUCCACCACAGCCUGGAGAAGAAUCUUAUGAACAGUUCAUAAGAGAAAAGGAUGCUAUUCUGUGUAAUCUUGCAGAGAAGGCUGAGCUGACAGAAGAAUUGUUUAACCAAGUGCCAGGCAUUAAGUGCAAUCCACUGCAGGGAGCCAUGUAUGCCUUUCCGAGAAUCUUCAUCCCAGAUAAAGCUAUUGAAAAGGCAAAGGAACACCAAAUGGCUCCUGACAUGUAUUACUGUAUGUGCCUGUUGGAGGAAACUGGCAUCUGUGUUGUCCCAGGCAGUGGAUUUGGCCAGAAAGAAGGAACCCAUCAUUUUAGAAUGACCAUACUUCCUCCUGUAGAAAAACUGAAGAUUCUGUUACAGAAGGUUAAAGACUUCCAUAUGCGAUUCCUUGAAGACUAUGCAUGAGAAGCUGCAGUGGCAAUGAUCUUACCAAUGAGAAUUAGACUGAGAACAUUGGCACUCACUAAUCCUUGUGCUGCAACAAAACAUAGAGAAGCAGGUUGUGGGCUUUUAAGUAACAAGGGGCUUAAUAUUAGGACUGUACCAGCUUGCCAGUAAGAUAAGGAAUCUUAAAUGAUUCUGAUACAGACAGAACUGUUUGAUAGAAUAAGCCAAAAAUCAACAUUUGUCUAGUUUUACAUGACACUUUGAAAAAUGAAAAAACACACGCCCUCUAACAUUCUCUUUAAAUCCAUACUAUUAUGAAAGAUUUCCUUGUGAAAGUGCUUAAAGCUUUGUGGAUCUAUAUUAGGUUAUUUUCUCAUGUCUCAUCGAAGAGUAAUGUUGGGAAAAACAUGAACUCAGUAUUAUCUAAACACAACAUUUUUGUAUGAUUGAUUUACAGAGCCAUAUUUCUAUGAUAAGAGAAUGGCAUUAAGGGUUCAACUUUCACAUUCUCUAAGAUGCUAACCUUAGGGAAUACCAGGAAAAUAUUCUGCAAAGUGGAGAAUUGAAUAGCUGGCUUUGUGGAUGAGGGAGAAGAUUUGAGUUUGCCCUGACAAUUUUUCAAAUGUAUUUUUCAUAACCUUAUGGCCCACCCAUUCCGAAAUCUUCUGUGCUGUAGAAUACCACUCACCAUUUUGGUUAUUGGACUUAUGUUAUAUUCAGGAACAUUUUGAUCUAUUUUUGCCAGUUUAUAGGUAAUGUUACUUCAUUAACUGGGUAAUGUUAUUUUAGAGGAUUUAUUUAACAACUUCACUUAACUCCGAUUUGAAUAACAUUUAUCCCCCCACAAAACCAGAUACCUCCUUUAUUCUAAAGCAAAUAGAAUGCAAAGCAUGUUUUCUGUACAGUGUCCAGUGUGUGCCUUUAGCAAAAACCUGUGCCAUUCAAAUGGGCUACAGAGCAUAAAAUCCCCCACAAAGUUUCUAUGAAGUACAUAAACAACAGCUUUGACUCCAAGAUGGUAAAACUACAUAGCUUGGAGUCUUCAAAUAGUGAUGCUGUGAGUUUACAGUUCUUUAUUGGCUGUUCUUAAGUUCUUUAUUGGCUGUUCUUAAGAGCACUGAGCUUAGAUCCCCUAGCUACACGGUUUCCGAACUUCCAGUGCCAUACUUUUUAUAUUACAAACAUAUCCAGUUAACCUUAUUUGUCUUGCUUUCACUUUUUCUCUUUGCACACCACCCUGUCUAUAUAAUCCUUCACAUUCCUGAUCCUUAAAGUUCUGUUCUUUGCCAUUACAUGGAUUAAGCCCUAUGUGUUUUUGUUUUGUUUUUUUAUGGUCUGGACUUAUUUUGAACACCUAAGUGCAUUACUUAUGAUUAUGGACCACCACUAUCCAAGUGGAGACCUGCAGACCUUAUAUUCCCACUGCAGUGUGCAGUGCUGCUGUGGCCAUGAAACUAAUAUUCUAGUGUCAUUAGUAUUAAAAUACAAUCCUUCUGUAUUAUUACUGUAGUAACUAAGUAGCAGUUAACCACUGAAUUAAUUACUUUUAUAUUAUACUGCCUUUUGGGAGACACAGGUAGCUGGUAUGUUGUAGUGCUGCUCAAUUAUGUGACACAAUGUGUCCUCAACUUUGUAUUCUGAAUGAUAAGAUUCUAAACAAGUUUCUGGGUUUCAAGUACUUACCGGUAAUACUAUUAAAACUGGGGCAUCUUAAAGAAUUUCAGAAGUUGCAAUUGUAGUACAUAUACAAAACACACCGGCCCUGGGUACUAUUUAAGUAAGUACACACCACCAACUUGUUGCCUCACUAAGGAAUGCCUUGCUGGGUUGGGCUGGGCACAUGUGCAGCUAAAAGCUGAACCUUUGCUCUACAGCAUAUGCCUACAUCCCAGGUCAGCAGCAUGGUAUCUCAGGGACAAUGAAAGUACGGCUCACAAUAAUAGAACCAUGGUCAGUGGAGCACCAGUCUAGCAAUUAAAAUGUUUGGGGGAUGCCUAACAAAUUGGUGCUUGCCAACAAUUAAACUUUUUCUCGUCCUUUAAUGAAAUAACACAUGAUGCCAGCCAAAAUUCCAUGCAGUUUCCAUGAAAUUUUGGCGAGUCAGACGCAAAGCCACCUUGGGACUGCAAUAAUGCUGGAAUUCUGGAUAGCAACUCUGCAUUGUGGAAAACAACAUGGCUAUUGCACUUGAAAUUGCACUUUGUUGGCUGCACUUGAGGAUGUACAUGACCUCUCUUUUUCUUUUAAACAGAUAUUUGAUAAAUAUGCCCCUUAUUCCACACCUGCCUGGCUGUAGCUGAUGCACAUUUAAUGCUGAGUCUCAAAUGCAUUGUUCUUCCCACGUUGAUUUAGAGCCAGGUUUCUUGCACAUGAAUAUCAGCUAGAAUGUUACAUGUACUUCCAUCCAUAUGAAUUGACCUACCCCUAGUAGUCAAAAGGCAUUGUGAGCUAUAAAACUGUAAUCCUUAAAUUUUUUUAACGCAUACUGUAUAUUUAUGUUUCCUAAAUUGAACUGAUGGACUGUUUACAAAGUGAGAAUACGUUUUUUUUACUGUUACUUUAUUCUUUGUAGUUUCACAGCAGAGUGGAAACGCAUAUUGCCUCUUCCCACUUAUAGACUGCAUAUCCACAAGAUAUCCAGCUGCACUACAUUAUUCUCGGUCUUUCUAAGUUGACUUGGUGAAACUUGCCAAUCCUAUAUUCAUGUACAAUGUUGCUACAUUAACAGAAAAUCUCCAGUUUGAAGGUUGUGUUGAAUACUGCUGCAAUAAAACUCAACUGAGCUCCACUGGGUAUUUCCAGUCCCACACAUAACUUACACAGCCAAUGUGCCUGAAAAGGAAAUUGGCACUGCUUUGUACAACAAAGGUAUAAUUUCAGCCUUCAGUGACUGUUUAACUCAUUGUACAUUCAAGCUGAAGUAUCUUACAUACUUUGUCUAGAAUAUGUUGCCAAAAGAAACAUAUAACUGAAUAUGAUCUCAAAAAUAUAGGGCAGAAUAUACAAGCAAACUGUAGAUGCAGAAAGGGUCAAUGGCAAUCAUUUCUGCACCUUGGCAGCCAAUUACUACUACUAUUCCUACUACUAGUUUAGUUUGCUGACUGCAUGGUUUGUAUUUGCUGUACAAGAAAUGAAGCGUACUUUGUUGCAAAUCUACCAUAACAUACUAACUCUAAAUCAGCAUAGAAAUCUUUCUAUGGUCUGUGAUACACAAUGCAGACAGAGCUGCAUUUUUACUUUCUGAUCUGUGGGUCAGAGCUGUAACACAUGCCCACUUUAAGAGAUUGGACUGUAAACUAUGUACAUGGAUAUUCUUCUGUGUAUGAACUUUCAGUAUGUUAUAGAUAGAAUUAUUCUAAGCAGUGUUUCAAUAGGUCUUUACUUUUAGUUUGCAAACUGAAAAUGGUAUAUAGUUAAACCCAAUAUUUGCAUUUUUAUUGCAAACAGGUAGCAGUCAAUAGCAGUCAACAUUUUAAAGAAAACAUCAGUGGUCUUAUUUAUUAACUAACAAAAUGCUGUUACAUUGCUUUGUGUAAACUAAGGGGCUGAUUUAUCAAUCAUUCUACUUUAUUUCUUGCUAUGUCUCAUGCAUGAGCAGGGCCACCAUCAUGGAUACAGGGGGUACUACAGUCAGGUGCCUGUAGCAGAGAGGGGGCUCCAACAAACAAAAGGUACAGUUGUGGGGACUGAUUUUCCAAUUGGCUUGUAUAGGUUUUGGGAGGUUUGAGCUCUUAGAUCCUUUAAUUGGGAAAGAAGAAAAAUUGCUAAAUAAAAAUCUCGAACUGCAGGAGAUUUUUUUAAUGGUAAUGAGAUAACAUUGUUAAAUCUGCCCUUUAGUGAAGAUUAUAUAUGCUGUAAGGGUGCUGUAAUUUUCUUGUUGGUAGUAUGAAAUGAUUUCUCAAAUAAAAGUUGAUAUAUCUAUGUA
Molecule: messenger RNA, 6445 nt
Organism: Xenopus tropicalis (tropical clawed frog)
Lineage: Eukaryota; Metazoa; Chordata; Amphibia; Anura; Pipidae
Gene: gpt2
Product: glutamic-pyruvate transaminase (alanine aminotransferase) 2
Exons: 11
Coding region: 922-2538 (538 amino acids)
Biological process (GO): L-alanine catabolic process
Cellular component (GO): mitochondrial matrix
Molecular function (GO): L-alanine:2-oxoglutarate transaminase activity; pyridoxal phosphate binding; transaminase activity
Source: RefSeq, a predicted model, not a curated record